Messenger RNA from Mangifera indica (mango), 1623 nucleotides. RefSeq names its product pyruvate dehydrogenase E1 component subunit alpha, mitochondrial. Gene Ontology annotation, molecular function: pyruvate dehydrogenase (acetyl-transferring) activity. Bases 123 to 1310 code for a protein of 395 amino acids. NCBI's taxonomy places the organism in Eukaryota, Viridiplantae, Streptophyta, Magnoliopsida, Sapindales, Anacardiaceae. The transcript is spliced from 8 exons. The record is from RefSeq and is a predicted model, not a curated record. Gene Ontology annotation, cellular component: intracellular membrane-bounded organelle. Gene Ontology annotation, biological process: pyruvate decarboxylation to acetyl-CoA.
UUCUGCCGCUGGCCAACCCAAAUUGAAUAUACAUAUAUGCAGAGCUUUCACUACAUUUCUUGCAUAUCUGUCUCCGCUGCCACCAAACCACUCUCACAAACCAAACCAAGUCAACUGUCGAGAUGGCUCUAUCACGCCUUACCUCCUCCUCCACCGCUCGAUCUUCAACCCUCCUUAAACCUCUAACCACCGUCUUUCUCCUCCGCCGUCCGAUCUCUACCGACACCACGCCCCUCAUUAUUGAGACUUCCGUCCCUUUCACGGCCCACAAUUGCGAAGCGCCUUCGCGCUCCGUCGAAACCUCUCCCAAAGAACUCUUCUCCUUCUUCCGCGACAUGGCUCUCAUGCGUCGGAUGGAGAUUUCCGCAGAUUCUCUUUACAAGGCAAAACUCAUCCGUGGAUUCUGCCACUUGUACGACGGACAAGAAGCCGUGGCUGUGGGCAUGGAAGCCGCCAUCACUAAGAAGGAUUGCAUCAUAACUUCUUACCGUGAUCACUGCACGUUUGUUGCCCGCGGUGGGACCCAGCUUGAGGUUUUUGCGGAGUUGAUGGGGAGAAAGGAUGGUUGUUCCCGGGGAAAGGGAGGUUCGAUGCAUUUUUACAAGAAAGAUGCCGGUUUUUAUGGAGGCCAUGGGAUUGUUGGGGCCCAGAUUCCGUUAGGAUGUGGGUUGGCUUUCGCGCAGAAAUACUCCAAGGAUGAAACAGUGACCUUUGCGUUGUACGGUGACGGUGCGGCAAACCAGGGGCAGUUGUUCGAGGCACUUAAUAUUUCUGCUCUUUGGGAUCUGCCAGCGAUUUUGGUCUGCGAGAAUAAUCACUAUGGAAUGGGGACAGCUGAGUGGAGAGCAGCCAAGAGUCCGGCCUACUACAAGCGCGGAGACUAUGUUCCAGGUUUGAAGGUUGAUGGCAUGGAUGCCUUUGCUGUGAAACAAGCUUGCAAGUUUACCAAGGAGCAUGCUCUGAAGAAUGGACCAAUUAUUCUUGAAAUGGACACAUACAGGUAUCAUGGUCAUUCUAUGUCUGACCCAGGGAGCACCUACCGCACACGUGAUGAGAUUUCUGGUGUGAGACAGGAACGUGAUCCAAUUGAAAGAAUAAGAAAGUUGAUUCUGUCACAUGACCUAGCUACUGAGAAAGAACUAAAGGACAUUGAGAAGGAAGUAAGAAAAGAGGUAGACGAGGCCAUUGCUAAAGCCAAGGAAAGUCCCAUGCCAGACCCUUCUGAACUAUUCACAAAUGUAUAUGUGAAAGGUUUUGGAAUAGAGGCGUGCGGACCAGAUAGGAAAGAAGUUAGAGGUGUGCUUCCUUAAGUUAGAACUACGUAAGAGUUUUUGAACAUUCUCUCUUUUUCCAUCCACAAUCUUUAAGUAACAAAGAAUAAAAGAUUUAUAAGGAAGAUGGUUAUCUCUCCUGGCUAUGAUUUUUAUUUUUUACCCUUUAGUUGUAUAGAACGUCUCGAUUCUUUUCUGGUUGGGGGGCAAAAAUGUUAACAUUUACCUUCUGAAAUCUUUUUGGUGAAUCUAUGAUUUGAUGCAUUAUGAUUGAUUGAGUAUAUUAAGCCUUGUGCUUCUGGAACAUAUGAAUAUUCUUCUCCCGGUGGUAUCCAUGGAGUUUUAAAGUUCA